This is a messenger RNA of Photinus pyralis (common eastern firefly), 2253 nucleotides long. Its product is annotated as NAD-dependent protein deacetylase sirtuin-7. NCBI's taxonomy places the organism in Eukaryota, Metazoa, Arthropoda, Insecta, Coleoptera, Lampyridae. The coding region runs from base 135 to 2045 and encodes 636 amino acids. The record is from RefSeq and is a predicted model, not a curated record. Gene Ontology annotation, molecular function: NAD+ binding. The transcript has 2 exons.
UCAAAGGAAAACUCCCUAGUUUUAUUAUUUAUGGAUGUUGAUUUACAUGUAGGGAUGUGAUUAUAGAUUGAGAUUAUUUAUAAUUUAGGAUAUAACUCGCUGCCUUGGAGCAGUUUGGUUUGUGCUGACUGAAGAUGGAAGUGACUCUUGAAAAUUCGAUGGAGGAGUCAUGCGGCGAUAUCGACGUGGAACCUGCAAGUACAAGAUUUCCUCGAAGACAGACCACAAAGCUAAAGAAAUUCUGCGCUAAAGAGGAAAGGAAUGCCUCAAUUAAAAGGGUGUCGCUUAUCUUGCAAAAGUCAGAAAAUUUGCGAACGACCGAGGAGGCACAAAUGUUGAGUCAGUGUUCCGAAGCCGUAGAGGAGGUACAGCUCAGGUGGAAGAAACGCAACGAAGCUAAACGUCGGCUGGAGGAAUUCGAAGAGCCCCAACAAACGCUCCAAGAAAAGUGUCAAAUAUUAGCUCAGGCCAUUGCACAAUCGCAACAUUUAGUUGUUUACACCGGUGCCGGUAUUAGUACCGCGGCUAGGAUUCCAGAUUAUAGGGGGCCUAACGGGAUUUGGACACGGCUACAGCAAGGCAAAGAGAUUGGGAAUCACGAUUUAAGCUUAGCAGAGCCGACCUUCACCCACAUGGCUUUAUCAAAAUUGUACCACAGCAACAUUUUAAAGUAUGUCGUCUCACAGAAUUGUGACGGCUUACAUCUUCGCUCAGGUCUUCCCCGUAACGCGUUAUCCGAACUGCACGGCAAUAUGUACGUUGAAGUAUGUAAAUCGUGUAAACCGGCCAAGGAGUACUGGCGGAUGUUCGACGUGACCGAGAAUACAGCGCGGUACGCUCACAAGACUAUGCGCCGGUGUUACGUGUGUAACGAGCCUCUUGUCGAUACAAUCGUGCACUUUGGCGAAAGGGGCAUUCUGCAGUGGCCUUUAAAUUGGUCCGGUGCAUCGAAGAACGCCCAAAAGGCCACCACGAUCUUAUGCUUAGGGUCCAGUCUAAAAGUCUUAAAGCGUUAUCCGUGGCUGUGGCAGAUGGAUAAACCGGCUAAAAAACGUCCAAACUUAUACAUCGUUAACUUACAGUGGACACCGAAAGACGACUGUGCCAAUGUUAAAAUCCACGGGAAAUGCGACGAGGUUAUGAAGAUCGUUAUGAAUUCCUUGGGUAUGUCGGUGCCGGACUACGAUCGAUUUAAAGAUCCUAUUUUUUAUCACGCCACGCCUCUCUACGACGAGGAGUUGCAUACAACAAACCAGCCUGCCUUGAAAUCUGCCGACGAGGACAUGGGCUCCGUACAAUCAGCUAACUGUGAUAACGCAUGCAAUAUUCGCAGAAAUUUAGUUGAAAAUGUGCCAGUGAAGUUUAAUCAAAAACCGUUAAAAGAACAACAUUUUAAUAAGUGCAGCUUUUCCAUAGAUAGUAUUUUGGAACGUGAUUCAAUUGAAACUGAGAACAUUAAAGGCAUCUACAAUGACGUAGAUAUGUCGUCGCAUUUUGGCCUCUUGUUUCCCCAAAAUUAUCACGCCUUGGUCGCCUACUACCGUUUCACCGAGGCGAUUAUUUUACAAAAUCCCUUACUGAGCUAUCAGGACAUGUUUUACUACCCUUACCAAACCAGUUUCUUAUAUUCCGGUCUUCACAGCAUUAUCAACAACCCAUUCCCUUUAUCCACCGCCAACUUAAACAUCAAAUCAGAACCAAACGACACCAGGGUAUUUGACUGCAAACACUCAAAGAACGGAGAUAGCUUCAAGAAGCCGGCACCGGAACUGUUUGCGUGCCACUUCUGUAAUACUGAAUUCAAGACGGUGUCGUGUUUGUUCUACGUGAAAUCCAAUACCCUCAAGCAGGAGACGUUCAAGAAAACCCCAUGUUUUUGUUGCGACUAUUCCACGGACGAAGAUGACGAUUCAGUUAAGAAGGAGAAAAGUUCAGAUACAGAGAGAGAUGAGGGUGAAGUGGACAAAGAUCAGACGAAAAUUAAAAUUCAAGCGGGUUGGUUCGGUAAAGGUUACCGAAAAAUAAAAAGGCCCAGAAAAAGAUAAUGAUAGUAUUAAAACCAGUAUUAAGCUCGGAAAUUUUCGGAAUGCAAUUUAUUUUUCUUAAAAAAAUCGUCGCAUUUCGAAAGUUGAACUUUUAGUAUUAUUUAUCACAUCACAUUCACUUCAUUUUAUUUAUUUUUUAAAAUCAUUGUAAUUGACAUGUAAAAUGUGCUCGGUUCUGUUGAAAAGAAUAAAGUACGUAAUAAUUUUA